Messenger RNA from Monosiga brevicollis MX1, 883 nucleotides. RefSeq lists its product as uncharacterized. Bases 1 to 759 code for a protein of 252 amino acids. The transcript has 6 exons. NCBI's taxonomy places the organism in Eukaryota, Choanoflagellata, Craspedida, Salpingoecidae. Gene Ontology annotation, molecular function: protein binding. Gene Ontology annotation, cellular component: nucleus; cytoplasm. The record is from RefSeq and is a predicted model, not a curated record.
AUGGCCUUGCGACCCGAGGACUUUGCGGCAGUGGCCGCACGAGAUGACGCGCUCACGGCUACGCUGGUCAACGAACCCAACCCUGAACUGCGUCAUCACCUGACUCACAAGCUCAGUUCCUCCAAGGCCAAGAUUCGGGCCCACCGUUUCAAGGUGGAGCAAACCAUCGUGGACAGCACCAGAGCCAAACAAGCCAAGUUUCGUGAAGCGGCCGGUAAAGCCGACCUUAACACACUGAUGGACCUGAUUGCUGAGGACAUUAAUGUUAAUGCAGCGGACGAAAAACAUCGCACCGCACUGCAUUUUGCUGCGUGCCAAGGCAAUGCGGUUGUGGUCAAAUACCUUUGCAGUCACGGCGCGAAUCAAAGCUUGCGGGACAUGAAUGGAAAUACUCCGCUACAUUUGGCUGCGUGCACCAACCACACUAGCGUGGUGACAGCGCUUUUGCGGGCUGGCGCCGAUGUGCGCGCCACAGACAGAAUGGGCAAGACACCAUUGGAUUAUGCAGCCUCACACCUGAAAAUUUACCGGCGUCGCGCAAGCGGCGGUCUCACGCCGCAGCGCCGCACGAAGAUCUUUGAGAUUGUUGAGCUGCUGACCGAGUGUUUGCGACAAUUGGAUGACGACGAGCCUCUGAGCCACAUGACUGCGAUCAGCUCGCAACUCAAGACCAUGGAAUCGGAUGAGGACCUGCAUUCGGUCGAAGAUGUGUUGACCAACCUGAUGCAGUUGACGCUCGGUCGUCAUCGCCCGGCAUGAACAUUGGGCUGGUGCUUUGUGUUGUGUGAAACAAGAGACAUGCCAGCAUGUGCGCUGUUAGGAGUAUCGUCCCGUCCUAUCUUGUCUUGUUUGUAGGCGUCGCCAAGAAUUGAAAAUAAAAAGU